AUGUCUAACCCAAAUAAAAUUGAUUCCAUUGCUGCAAACGGAUUCUAAUGUAAUUUCUUCAAUAACUUAACUUAUGAAGAAAUGAAAUCUGAUCUUUAAAAAUUUGUAUGUUUCAUCAAAUAUUUAUUGUAGAUGCUGUUAAUUCAUGAGUAGUAUGAAAAUGGAGAAGACUUCUAUAAGGCUUACGAGAUUUAUGUGAUUGGGAGAGAGAAAUUAGUUUGCAUUUAAGGUUUUAAUGAAGAAUAACUUACUGAUUUAAUCAAUUAUCUUGAAACCAAUGAAAAAAUGAUCAAAUUUUGUGAUUUCUAUAGGGACUGUAAGUAUUUUGAAUACUUUCCACCUCAUCCAUAACAAGUGAAGAAUUUUUAAACACAGAAGGAGAGGGAAAUAAGAAACAAAUAAGAAUUGUUAACUCUUUAAAUUCUAAAUAGUUAGACUAAUAUAGUUUCUUCGGCUCAAGAAACAAAUAUUUAAUAAUUUGAAAAUCAAUAAAUUCUUUCCGACAUUCAAUUUGUUCCCUCUUUCCAAGAACUUUAUAAUAUAGUAUUAAAUUAUGAUAAUGACUCCAAAUUGGACAAGGCUUAUCAAACAAUACAAUUAAUAGACAGAACCCAACUCUCAUAAGAUCAGAUCAUAAAGUUAUCUGUAAUAGAGAAUUCAUACGAAUUCAUGAUGAAAAAUUUAGCAGAAUUGGAUUCGAAUGGAUGGACACUGGAUAAAAAAAGCCACGGGAUUAGUAUUUCCUAUAAAUUCCCACCAAAAUCAUCUUCAGUCUCUUUGCUUAUGGAAGCAGAAAUUGAAGCUGAUUGUGCUAAGCUAAUGUCUUUGAUCACAGAAGUAGAAUUAUUCUCAUAAUAUGUUCCUUUUUGUAAUCACGCAGCAACAUUAAAAACGUUGUCAAAAACUCAAAAAGUCUGCCUCAGUUAAUUAUAUUUUCCAGUUAUUUCCAAUAGAGAGACGAUAUUUUUAGGCCAAGGAAUAGAUAGAUUAGAGGAGAAUGGAACAAUUGUGUUCUUAUGUAAAUCUAUUGAUCAGGAUCAAUAAUUUUUAGAUUACUAUAACUUAUAACUUAAUAAAUCAAAGAAUGUAAGAUUGCAAUUAAAUUAUUACAUUUUUUAAAUAACUCCGAUUAAUAAAACAAGAUGCAAAAUUAAGGCUGUCAAUAAUUCUAAUCCAUAAUUGUCCUUUGUCCCAACAUGGUUAGUAGCAUUAAUAGCAAGAAAAUUUGCAUUUUAACUCGUCGAAAAGAUUGUGAAAUAUACUAAAAAUUUUGAGAAAUAUCCUUGGUAUAAGAAAACUCAGGAAAACCCAGAAUUUUAUUAAUGGUUGUAGAAUAAAAUUGACAACUAUUUUGCUUGA
Messenger RNA from Paramecium tetraurelia, 1359 nucleotides. RefSeq lists its product as uncharacterized. The record is from RefSeq and is a predicted model, not a curated record. Lineage: Eukaryota; Ciliophora; Oligohymenophorea; Peniculida; Parameciidae. The transcript has 5 exons.